This is a messenger RNA of Sclerotinia borealis F-4128, 1887 nucleotides long. Lineage: Eukaryota; Fungi; Ascomycota; Leotiomycetes; Helotiales; Sclerotiniaceae. The record is from the annotation of a GenBank genome assembly.
AUGUUUGGCAGCUCUAGUUCCCCACCAAAAGAGUCCGCGGCUUCCAGCUCAUCUACUCCUACCUCUUCCGAAUCCAGCGCCGAUUCAUCAACAGGACUCAACAAUCAAGGCGAUGCAUCAACCGCGUUAAGAGCUCUCGAUGGUGAGAGUGGCACAUCGGAAAAGCGCAGUGGUAACGGCAGUCCUCCUGGUCGCGCAAUUCCAGGCGAUGGUUCUGGAGAGAAGAAACGCCGGAGCAGUGGGGUUGGUGGUAAAGCCAGCUCUCUUCUUGCUAGUGCUAAAAACUCCUUGCACUUUAGUCAAAGUCCUAAUUCUUCGGGAUUCAUGACUGGUAGAUCGGGUGAUACGGUUACACAGACACCGUUGCAGAAGCUCGGAAAACAAGAUCCGGCGUUGGCGGUUCCUCAGGGUCAGCAUAAUAAUUCGGCUGGAGAAUCUCGUCCAGGUCCCCGAUCAACAUUCAAAGUUGGUGUCUGGGAAGAUAAAAAUAAGAAAUGUCGUCGAACGAUGGAAGAUACACAUGCUUUCUUGUACAACUUCUUGCAUACACCCGCCCCCGUUGUGGGGGCCGAUUCCAGUUCGAAGUCGGAAACGUCAGAUAAGGUGGCUGGUGGUUCAUCCGAAAGUCUUGCUCGGCCGGGAUCUGCGCAGUCUAUGAUGGAGACAGAUAAUGGUUAUUUCGCAAUAUUCGAUGGCCAUGCAGGUACAUUUGCUGCAGAUUGGUGUGGAAAGAAAUUGCAUCUCAUAUUGGAAGAGACUAUACGAAAGAAUCCAAAUACGCCUAUCCCUGAACUUCUCGACCAGACCUUUACAACUGUUGACGCUCAAUUGGAGAAAUUGCCUUUGAAAAACAGCGGCUGUACUGCAGUCACGGCAGUUCUUCGCUGGGAGGAUAGGAUACCAAAUGCUUCAUCUGCCACAGGCUCUACCGCCAUUGCACCCGCGACUGCCGCUGCUGUCAAAGCCGCUGAGGAAAUUUCAAAGAGUGAAGAUAGUGGUGUAGAUAUGAACAAAUCUACUGCGCAACAACCAAAUGCCCCUACUGGAGAUGUUCAUGCAAAACUCAAAAGCACUUCUUCUCGUGCUCGAGUUCUGUAUACGGCUAAUGUUGGAGACGCACGUAUCGUAUUGUGUCGCAAUGGAAAGGCUCUACGUCUGUCUUAUGAUCAUAAGGGCAGUGAUGAGAAUGAAGGAAAACGUGUUGCAAAUGCAGGUGGUUUGAUCCUCAAUAAUCGUGUCAAUGGAGUUUUGGCAGUUACUCGUGCAUUGGGAGACGCUUAUAUGAAGGAUUUGGUUACAGGUCAUCCAUACACGACAGAGACUGUGGUACAGCCUGAUAGUGAUGAAUUUAUCAUACUGGCUUGCGAUGGUUUGUGGGAUGUCUGUUCAGAUCAAGAAGCAGUUGAUCUCGUUCGCCAUCAACAAGAUCCUGUCGCCGCAGCUAAACAACUUGUCGAAUAUGCUCUCGCACGUUUCAGUACCGACAAUCUGUCUUGUAUGAUCGUUCGAUUCAACCGACCCCUUCUUGUUGCAACCGCCAAAGAUUCUCACGCUGCAAUUGGCGUCGAAGGCGAUGGCAACAUGGGAUUUGGCACACUAUCCGAAGCAGAUAAAAUCGUCUCAGAAUGCAGAAAAAAGGUUAAUGAUGGCGCGUCAAACCUCGGUAUUAGUGGUAGCAAUAGUGGAUUUGGACAUGAUCCCAAGUUGGAUGGAGCAGUAGAAGAUGAUGAUGAUGAAGCAAUAACACCGAUGGAAAGGGUGGUAGAAGAAGAACCUCAAUUUGUGGAGGGUGAUUCCUCGGCCCCUGUGACAGACUCAAGCGCAGUGGAGCAAGCAAACGCGGAUGAGACGAUCAAAAAUUUGCAUUUGCCGGAGGGUAUUGCUUAG